Molecule: messenger RNA, 760 nt
Organism: Durotheca rogersii
Lineage: Eukaryota; Fungi; Ascomycota; Sordariomycetes; Xylariales; Xylariaceae
Exons: 1
Coding region: 98-652 (184 amino acids)
Source: RefSeq, a predicted model, not a curated record
AUCUGAGACGAAGCUAUUGCGAUGCAAUUGCGACGCAACCUACGUACGUAUGCGCUCGCCACCACCGCUCUGGGCUGCUGCUACCUAGUAUGUACGUAUGACGAUACGCGGCUUUCGUCGUCUGCGAAGACGGGCGAGUGGAAUUGACUUGCUUCGUCGACGACUUUAUUGUGAAGGGCUGGCUCUUGGUUUGGUUGGAGUACACACCGUCUGUCGUCAGACGACGGGCUGCCUUGGUGUACCGUGUACCGUGUGCGCCUCUGUCAGGGUUCAGCCGUGGGGGGGCUUGAAUCGCGGAGUCUCACCGCUGACGUACCUUGUAGGAUGGGUCACGGUCGCUCUAGGGUGCGCAACAAGGCCAACAAACUGCUCUGAUUCUGUCGGCUACGGUCGACGGGUUUCGUUUACGGGGUGUGACGACGAUUGCAGUGAGCUGAGCUGGAGAAGAGGGCUCCUCCGCGUUGUCGACCAAUGGGGCCGGAUGCGCGUGUGUGCGACGAGUCGAGUUGACCAGCCAGCAAGAACAAAAGAACGCCAGAGCCGCCAGACGCCGACGAUGGCCAGCCUGAGCCCUACCCGGACCGUCCAAUGGCUAUCUCGCUCCCGCCUGGUCCAACGAGAUUCCUGGCUUUGGAAUCUCCCAUACCCCUAAUGAGGAUAGCCUCUAGGCGCGAGACCGCCAAGCGCACUCUGGUGGUUUGCGCCGGUCUUCCUUCCGACCCUCACGAUCACUUCAAGCAUGGCUGUGCACUUAUUAUUG